Molecule: messenger RNA, 1608 nt
Organism: Aspergillus pseudotamarii
Lineage: Eukaryota; Fungi; Ascomycota; Eurotiomycetes; Eurotiales; Aspergillaceae
Product: putative 2-ketogluconate transporter
Exons: 5
Coding region: 1-1608 (535 amino acids)
Biological process (GO): transmembrane transport
Cellular component (GO): membrane
Molecular function (GO): transmembrane transporter activity
Source: RefSeq, a predicted model, not a curated record
AUGACAGACGCAAGACCCCCAUCCGCGGGUGACCACCAGGUCCACCAGGCCACCCUUCCCAAUACUGAGAUGAACGACCUGAAGAAAGACAUCUCUCACGUCGAGCGGGUGCUUUCUCCCAGUGACAAGGAUGCUGUGGACCAUACCCGUGUCGAUAAUGAGCUCCAGGAGUACGCAAACCUCGGGCGGGUAGAGAUAGAUGAAGCCACCAAUCGAAAACUGCGGCGCAAGAUCGAUCGCCGCGUGCUGGUGAUCAUGAUUAUCACCUAUUUCCUACAAGCCCUGGAUAAAGGUACAAUGUCCUUUGCAUCCAUUAUGGGUAUUCGUGAGGAUACCAACUUGCACGGCCAGCAGUACUCCUGGUUGACGACCUGUAUCUACAUUGCUGUCCUGAUAGUGGAGUAUCCAACGAACUGGAUGCUCCAGCGAGUUCCCAUCGCCAAAUACCUGGGUAUCAAUAUCAUCCUUUGGGGCUCGGUUCUGGCACUCCACGCGGCUUGCCACAACUUUGCCGGUCUAGUCACAGUGCGUACCCUCUUGGGUAUCUUCGAGGCUGUCUGCCAACCGUCAUUUGUGGUCCUCUCGGGAAUGUGGUAUAAAAGAGAGGAACAAGCUGCCACGGUCACAUACUGGUACAUGAUGAACGGAGGUCAGCAAAUUGUCGGUGGUCUACUAGCAUACUGUUUCGGCUUGAUCGGUAAAGACAAGGCCAUUCACUCAUGGCAGGCGAUUUUCAUUGCAUACGGAUGCCUUUCAGUACUCUGGGGCUUCUUCGUUCUCUAUUGGAUGCCCGAUUCACCGAUGCGGGCCAAGUGCUUCACCGAAGAAGAGAAGCAUUUGAUGGUCGAGCGUGUCCGUGCCAACCAGACCGGUAUGCAAAACAAGCAGUUCCGGAAAUACCAGAUGUGGGAAGCCUUCCGUGAUCCGCAAAUGUGGUGUUACUGUGCCAUCCAGGUUUUCACGACGCUUCCCACCAGUGGUCUGGGUUCCUUUGCAAACAUUAUUAUCACAGGCUUCAACUUCACCGAACUGCAGACUCAGCUGUUAGCUAUGGUGUUGGGUGCCUAUAUCAUCAUCGUCCUGAUGUCGUCUGCAUGGUUGGUGAAGAAGACGAACCAGAACCUGCUCGUCAUGCUGGGCUUUAUGAUCCCAUCCUUUGUCGGAACCAUUGUCCUAAUGACAGUCGAAAAUAAGAACUUGGCCACAAAGGCCGGUCUCCUCAUCAGCUACUACAUCACUCUGUCGUUCUGGUCCGCCCAGGGUCUCUGUCUCUCUAUGGUGUCUCGGAACAUUGCAGGAGCAACCAAGAAGUCGACUGUAGUCGCAGCCACCUUUGUCUCGUGGGCUGUCGGCAACGCCAUCGGCCCUCAGGUUUUUCUAGACAAAGACGCGCCCCGCUACUUCAUUGCCUUUGGCGUCCAUCUUGGAUGUUACUCUGCCAUGUGCCUGGCCGUGGGUUUCCUGCGCUUCUACCUAAUGGCGCAGAAUAAGAAGAAGGAUCGCAUGUUGCAGGAGGCUGGGGUUAACCCUAGCACAACUGAUAACCUUGACCACGCUUUUGAGGACCGCACGGACCAGGAGAAUCUUCACUUCAGAUAUAUCUAUUAG